AUGUCUAGUUUUGUGGGAGUUCUUGUGUCCGAUCAAUGGCUUCAGAGCCAGUUUACGCAAGUCCAAUUUCAGAGCCUCAAAUCCAAAUUCAUAUCUAUAAAGAAUCAGAAUGGCAAAGUUACAGUUGGGGAUUUACCACCUUUGAUGGCGAAACUAAAGGCUUUCCGUGACAAGCUCAACGAGGAGGAGAUCAGGAGUGUAUUGGGAGAAUCAAAUUCUGAUUUUACCAAUGAGAUUGAUUUUGAAAACUUCCUCAAGAUCUAUUUAGAUUUACAAAGUCGAUCUACCGCUAAAGUGGGGAAUUCAAAACAAUCGUCAUCAUUUCUCAAGUCCACCACAACCACCCUUCUUCACACUAUCAAUGACUCCGAGAAGGCUUCAUAUGUUGCUCAUAUCAACAGCUACCUCAGAGAUGACCCGUUUUUGAAGCAUUUCCUUCCCAUCGAUCCAUCUUCAAAUGCUUUAUUUGAUCUUGCAAAAGAUGGAGUAUUACUAUGUAAGCUGAUCAAUGUAGCUGUACCGGGGACAAUAGACGAGCGGGCUAUUAACACCAAACGGGUACUUAAUCCAUGGGAAAGAAACGAGAAUCACACACUUUGCCUCAACUCAGCAAAAGCCAUUGGCUGUACAGUGGUCAAUAUUGGUACUCAGGACUUGGUUGAAGGAAGACCUCAUUUACUGCUCGGGCUAAUUUCUCAAAUUAUAAAGAUUCAACUACUGGCAGAUCUCAACCUCAGAAAGACACCCCAGCUGGUAGAACUGGUAGAAGACAACAAUGAUGUUGAGGAGCUUAUGGGACUAUCUCCAGAAAAAGUCUUGCUGAAAUGGAUGAAUUUCCAUCUCAAGAAAGCAGGCUACAAGAAAACUGUAACAAAUUUUUCUUCAGACGUGAAGGAUGGGGAGGCUUAUGCUUACCUGCUUAAUGUACUUGCGCCGGAGCACUGCAGCCCUGCCACCUUAGACGCCAAAGAUGCCACUGAAAGGGCUAAUUUGGUUCUUGAUCAUGCAGAGAGAAUGGACUGCAAAAGAUAUCUAUCUCCAAAGGAUAUAGUUGAAGGCUCGGCCAAUUUAAAUCUUGCAUUUGUUGCGCAGAUAUUCCACCAGAGGAAUGGUUUAUCUACGGACAACAAAAAAAUCUCUUUUGCAGAGAUGAUGACAGAUGAUGAACUAAUAUCUAGAGAGGAGAGAUGCUUUCGCCUAUGGAUCAACAGUCUAGGAAUUGCCUCUUAUGUCAAUAACUUGUUUGAGGAUGUUAGAAAUGGGUGGAUUCUUCUGGAAGUGCUGGAUAAAGUUUCUCCAGGAUCUGUCAACUGGAAGCAGGCAACCAAACCUCCUAUAAGAAUGCCAUUCAGAAAAGUAGAGAAUUGCAACCAAGUGGUUGGGAUAGGGAAGCGGUUGAAGCUUUCCCUUGUCAACGUAGCUGGGAAUGAUUUUGUACAAGGGAAUAAGAAACUCAUACUUGCUUUCCUUUGGCAGCUGAUGAGGUUCAAUAUGCUUCAACUCCUGAAGAACUUAAGAUCCCGUUCCCAAGGAAAGGAGUUUUCUGAUGCUGAUAUACUAACGUGGGCUAACAAAAAAGUGAAGAAUUUAGGCAGAACAUCUCAAAUGGAAAGCUUUAAGGACAAGAGCCUUUCAAGUGGAUUAUUCUUUCUUGAGCUACUCAGUGCAGUUGAGCCACGAGUUGUUAAUUGGAACCUCGUUACCAAGGGUGAAAGUGACGAGGAGAAGAAGCUGAAUGCUACUUAUAUAAUCAGCAUUGCUAGGAAGCUUGGCUGUUCCAUCUUCUUGUUGCCUGAAGAUAUCAUGGAGGUAAACCAAAAGAUGAUCCUUACUCUUACGGCAAGUAUAAUGUAUUGGAGUCUUCAGCAACCUGUGGACGAGCAGUCAUCCCCAUCACCUGCUGCUUCUAGUCGCAGCGCAUCACCUGAACCUUCGAUUGAUGCCACUCCGUCCCCUGCUGCAACUGCCAUUUCUGAUGGAUCGCCUUCACCUUCAAUUAAUGGCACUCCAUCCCUGGAUUUUGCCAACACUCCUGGUUCAUCCCCUGUGCUUCCACUUAAUGGUUCUUUGGCCCGUGAUGGAACUGCUCCUCCCAAGGCAUCGUCAUCACCAUCCUUGAAUGGAAAAGACAAUAGCUCUAUUGCGGCUGAAGUAUCAAAUAUGACCAUUGAUGACGCAGACUCUGAUACUACAACCUCCGCUCCACUAGUAGACGAUGCCGCCUCUGAUACUGCUAUAUCUACCCCACAAGUAGAAAAAGAGGAUACAGAAUCUCAAAGUGAGCUAUAG
Molecule: messenger RNA, 2289 nt
Organism: Fraxinus pennsylvanica
Lineage: Eukaryota; Viridiplantae; Streptophyta; Magnoliopsida; Lamiales; Oleaceae
Source: the annotation of a GenBank genome assembly